Molecule: messenger RNA, 5842 nt
Organism: Leopardus geoffroyi (Geoffroy's cat)
Lineage: Eukaryota; Metazoa; Chordata; Mammalia; Carnivora; Felidae
Gene: RUNX1
Product: RUNX family transcription factor 1
Exons: 9
Coding region: 322-1764 (480 amino acids)
Biological process (GO): regulation of transcription by RNA polymerase II; hemopoiesis; neuron differentiation
Cellular component (GO): nucleus
Molecular function (GO): RNA polymerase II cis-regulatory region sequence-specific DNA binding; DNA-binding transcription factor activity, RNA polymerase II-specific; ATP binding
Source: RefSeq, a predicted model, not a curated record
GAAAACUUCUUUGGGCCCCAUAAACAACCACAGAACCACAAGUUGGGUAGGCUGGUAGUCUCAGAAGUCUGCGCCCGGCAUAGUGGUCAGCGAGCAGGACGAAUCACACUGACGGCAAACCACAGGGUUUCACAGAGUGGUGAACAUCACCAACCCACAGCCAAGACGCCGCUUUUUUUUUUUUUUUUUUCAAAUCUUGAACAAUUUGAAUAUUUUGUUUUCGCCAAGGUACAUGUUUCGCAGGGCUCAGGGAGCCCCAGAGGUGAAAGAAAUCAUUGAAUCCCCCGCCUUCAGAAGAGGGUGCAUUUUCAGGAGGAAGCGAUGGCUUCAGACAGCAUAUUUGAGUCAUUUCCUUCAUACCCACAGUGCUUCAUGAGAGAAUGUGUACACGGAAUGAAUCCAUCUAGAGAUGUUCACGAUGCCAGCACGAGCCGCCGCUUCACGCCGCCUUCCACCGCGCUGAGCCCGGGCAAGAUGAGCGAGGCGCUGCCGCUGGGCGCCCCGGACGCCGGCGCCGCCCUGGCCGGCAAGCUGAGGAGCGGCGACCGCAGCAUGGUGGAGGUGCUGGCCGACCACCCCGGCGAGCUGGUGCGCACCGACAGCCCCAACUUCCUCUGCUCCGUGUUGCCCACGCACUGGCGCUGCAACAAGACCCUGCCCAUCGCUUUCAAGGUGGUGGCUCUGGGGGAUGUCCCAGAUGGUACUCUGGUCACUGUGAUGGCAGGCAAUGACGAAAACUAUUCAGCCGAACUGAGAAAUGCCACCGCAGCCAUGAAAAACCAAGUUGCAAGAUUCAAUGACCUCAGGUUUGUCGGUCGGAGUGGACGAGGGAAAAGCUUCACUUUGACAAUCACGGUCUUCACGAACCCACCACAAGUUGCCACGUACCACAGAGCCAUCAAAAUCACAGUGGAUGGACCCCGGGAACCUCGAAGACAUCGUCAGAAACUAGAUGAUCAGACCAAGCCCGGGAGCUUGUCCUUUUCCGAGCGGCUCAGUGAGCUGGAGCAGCUGCGGCGAACAGCCAUGAGGGUCAGCCCACACCACCCAGCCCCCACACCCAACCCUCGGGCCUCCUUGAACCACUCCACUGCCUUUAACCCUCAGCCUCAGAGUCAGAUGCAGGACACAAGGCAGAUCCAGCCGUCCCCACCGUGGUCCUAUGACCAGUCCUACCAGUACCUGGGAUCAAUCGCCUCGCCUUCCGUACACCCAGCAACACCCAUCUCGCCUGGACGGGCCAGCGGCAUGACAACCCUCUCCGCGGAGAUUUCCAGUCGACUCUCAACGGCGCCCGACCUGACGGCCUUCGGCGACCCGCGCCAGUUCCCCGCGCUGCCCUCCAUCUCAGACCCUCGCAUGCACUACCCCGGCGCCUUCACCUAUUCCCCGACGCCCGUCACGUCGGGCAUCGGCAUCGGCAUGUCGGCCAUGAGCUCGGCCACGCGCUACCACACGUACCUGCCGCCGCCCUACCCCGGCUCGUCGCAGGCGCAGGGCGGCCCCUUCCAGGCCAGCUCGCCCUCCUACCACCUGUACUACGGCGCCUCGGCCGGCUCCUACCAGUUCUCCAUGGUGGGCGGCGAGCGCUCGCCGCCGCGCAUCCUGCCGCCCUGCACCAACGCGUCCACGGGCUCGGCGCUGCUCAACCCCAGCCUCCCGAACCAGAGCGACGUGGUGGAGGCCGAGGGCAGCCACAGCAACUCGCCCACCAACAUGGCGCCCGCCGCGCGCCUCGAGGAGGCCGUGUGGCGGCCCUACUGAGGCCCCAGCGGCGGCCGGCGGGAGGGGCGCCCGGCCCUGGCCCGGCCUUGGCCGCAGACGGCCGGCCCGCCUGGGCGGGGAGGCCGGGCCCGGGGCGGGAAGCGCGCCCCGCGCCGGGGGCCCUGGGAUCUCGCCCCGCUCCGCGCCGCCCCCCGCCCCCCGGAAACGUGCGGAGCGCCGUCGUGUGGGCCCGUCUCCCCUUUUCCGAACCCGACCCGACCUCCCCCCCCCCGCACCCCCCCCCCCCGCGAGGGUGUCCGCUCCGCCACCACGCGGACGCGUCGUAAGGCAAACAGGAAGAUUCCCAGAGGGAAACUGUGAAUGCUUCUGAUUUAGCGAUGCUGUGAAUAAAAGAAAGAUUUUAUACCCUUGACUUCACUUUUUAACCAAGUUGUCUAUUCCAAAGAAUGGAAUUUUUGGUUUGGGGCGGGGAGGGGUGGGGGAAUGCAGCUCCUCUUGUUUUGGUAUCUAAUUCAUAUUUUUAAUUUUCUUUUCCAGCACCUUAUAAAUUGCAAAAUGCGUAUUUGCAUUUGGGGUGGUAUAUAUAUAUAUAUAUAUAUAUAUAUAUAUAUAUAUAUAUAUUUGAGCUUGCUUCUCUCUUGCUUUGACAAUUGAAAGAAAUAUUCCUUUUUCUGUAAGUUUUAUUUAACUUUUCUUUUGGACUUUCGUGUAGUUGUUCUUUUAGAGAAACAGCUACAGCUUUGGGUCAUUUUCAACUACUGUAUUCCCACAAGGAAUCCCUAGAUAUUUAUGUAUCUUGAUGUUUAGACACUUACUUAUGUGUUGAUACUUUUUUUUAUUAUUUAAAUGUACUUAUAUUAAGAAGAAAAAUAUCAAGUACUACAUUUUUGUUUUUGAUAGUAGCCAAAGUUAAAUGUGUCACAUUGAAGAAGGCUGGAAAAAAAGGACAGGCAUUGAGAUGACCGGGUUAUCUAAAUAUUGUUUACAUUAAACUCCCUUUCAUGUUAAUCAAACGAGUUGGUAGCUAAUGCAGCAAUGUUUUUAAUAGGCUUUUUAGAUACUGAGGGCCACUCAAAGGAUCUGAAGUAUGGAAUUUUCGGCCAAGCUCAACAGAGGGUCUCCUAUCUGACUCCCUCCCUUGGAACAGAGAAGGUCAGAUCUGGUUCCAGAGGGUUCAGGUAGAUGCCAAUGAUUGCACCUCUGGAGAGGAUUUAUUUUCUGCCUAGCAGUUUGCUCCCUCCACGGGCUCUUGAUGAUUUCAGACAUGCUUUAUAACCGAACAAAUCCAAAGUAAGCUGUGUGGCAGAGAAGUAUCCACAUGGGAAGCCAGUGAAUGAAUUUAUGGGUUCCUUAACUGCUCCCUUCUGGGGUAGUAAGGAGAUCGUCCGAAUCCAGAGUUCAGAUUUUUUAGCUCCAAGAAAAUAGUCCUGUUUGAUACAGUCCCUGUUCGUUGCUGCAGAACAAAACGUGUGGCUGUCCCCCAAGGCUGGGAGUGGAAGAAACUACCGACCGGGUGCCUUUGAUGCCCACAGGUCUCCAGCCGAAGUUUCAGAGGGUGGGCCUAGAGGCAGACCUGAACAGGCCAGUCUCCCUGUGUGUGCCCAGGUGGAGUCGCAUGCGAAAGCAUUGUCCCGCCCGAGCCGGACUCCCGAGCCACGCUGCCCGUCCACCGCCCACCCUCGCGUUGCUUUCACCUACCUUGUGGGGUGUGUGUGUGCAGUUUUCUCCGUGCCUCAGCGGGACAGGAGAAAUUCGCGCCACCGCUGCCCAUGGCUACGAUUCAAAAGUAUCCAAUGUCACUGUAAAUUUUAUGGCACUAUUUUCAUUGGAGAAUUCGGUCAGAAUGCAGUUGUUGUACAACUCCUAAAUACUAACUGCUGAUUUUGACAUAUGUGUGCUCAAAAUGAUCUGGUUGUUAUUUAAUGUACCUCUGACAUUAGCUGAAAUGAUUUCAGGUCAACUCUGAAGAGUAUUUGAAAGCAGGACUUCAGAACAGUGUUUGAUUUUUAUUUUAUAAAUUUAAGGAUUCAAAUUAGAAAGAUCUUUGGCUGCAGGCAGCAAAACAGCUGGUCUUAUUUAAAACAACUUGUUUUUGAGUUUUCUUAUAUAUAUAUAUAUAUUGAUUAUUUGUUUUACAUAGAUGCAGUAGCACUUUGGUAAGAAAGAGUAAAACAGUUUGUUUUGUCGGUCAGGUCAUUCUUAUCUAGAAAAGAGCUAAAACAGAUCUUGGAGAAACUCAGAAUAUAUUCAUUUUCAGCUUAGACAUAAUCCUCUCUCCACAACUCAACUUGAUGUUUGAUUCUGUAUCACAUUUUUACAGCAAAAUUACCCUUGAAUGUCAGUAAAUUUAAGUGUUGUGGUUUUUUUUUUUUUUUUUUUUUUUUAUUUCUGAAAGGGACCUUCAGCCCAUUUACCAAAUCGAAUUGAAGCAUUCUUUUCAGCACAUGUGACCGUAUCUGACCUGACAAAAUUUGGGGGGGAAAUGAAGGAAAAAACAAUUUCUAUUUUUCACUUCAAUUCCGGUACCUGAAGAUAUUCCAACUGAAAACCAGCCUAAUGCCCAAGAGGGGGAAUCAGAGGAUCCUUCACAUUGGAUCUUUACUCUCAAAGGCAUGUAUGAGGAGGGCUUGUCACUUCGUUGUAGACCCACUGGUUUGGCCAUUCGGAGUUUCACAGUCCCUUACCAGCAAAUGUAGUACUUAACUGGUCCAAAAAAAUUAAGUCAGACGUUACUUGUUCUGGAGAUAGGCCUCACAUCACACUUAAUGCCUUUCCCCCUCCUGAGAAGUUGCUUUGGUUGCCUUCAGGUACAUUAAGGUGUCCCUUUAAACGAGGAGACCCUUAAGCCAAUAAUGUCAUAACUGGAUGUAUCUGGAAACAUUGGUCCAAGAGAAGAAAGAUUAAGCCAUUUCUACUGCUCAUUCGUGCCUUUAUAAUUUCAACAUGAACAUGCAUUUUCAUUCUUUUUGUUUUUCUCACUAUAUUUCUUUUAUUACUUGUAUUUCUUACAUUACUUCUAUUUCUUUCCUUCCCUGCGCCUGUAACAUCUUCCUCUGUUUCGCUUCCCUUUCCUCCUCCGUUCUCCCGCUUUAUUUGAGGAGACAGCACACACACCCCAACUCCGCACCAAAUGUCCAGAACACGAGGAGCUGCCGUUCUCCUCCCUUUGCAUAAAGGAACAUGGUGAGUCAGCCUUUCUCCUGCCCAUGGGUUUCUUCCAGCAGAACAGAGACCUUGCCAACCAUUUUGGAUCUGCCUGCUGUCCAAGUACAGCAACAGAAGCCUUCCUGGGCAAAUUACAAUCAGUGAGUUAAUAGACAGCCUUUCUGCUGCCUCGGGUUUCUGUGCAGAUAAACAGCAAUGCUCUGAUUAGAAAGGAAAUGAAUGGUUUCACUCAAAUGUCCUGCAAUUUAUGCUUGCAGAUUUCUGUCCUGAAAUACCUGCUUCCUUAGGACAUUCCGUCCUGGUGAUUCUUGUUUUUGGUGGGUUUUGUUUUCUGGGGUAUGACAUAUUUGGGGUCUUUUAUACAUGAAAAAUCAGUUUAACGAUAAUCUCAGAAAACGUUUUUUACAUCUGAACAAAUGCCUUUUUGUUUACCUACAGGAUACAAUCGUUUGGGGUUUUUUUGUUUGUCUUUUUGGAGUUCCCCCCCCCCUCCUUUUAGCCAGAUCAGUAUUGAUGAGGCUGAUCAACUGGCAUUUUUUUUUUUCCUUCCAGAAGAGUUGCAUCAACAAAGUGUAUUUAUGUAUGUAAAUAGAUUUUAAGCUUCAUUAUAAAAUAUUGUUAAUACCUGUAAUAACUUUUUUUCAAUUUUUUUGUGUGUGUUUCUAAGGACUUUUUCUUAUGUUUGCUAAAUACUGUAGACAAAAAAAAAUGCUUCUUUCUACUUUGUUUAUUUUAGACUUAAAGAUGAGCUACUUUUUAUUCACUUUUGUAAAGAGCUAAUAGCAUGGUUCCAGUUUGUUUGUUUUUUUUAAGUUCACUUUUUGUUCUAGGGGAAAUGAAUGUGCAAAAAAAAAAAAGAAAAAGAAAAAAAAAAGAACUGUUGGUUAUUUGUGCUAUUCUGGAUGUAUAAAAAUCAAUGGAAAACAAAAUAAACUUCCAAAUUGAAACGGCA